AAUAGAGUAACGGUCCUGAGAUUUCAAAGUUCAAACGCUGCAGCGCUCUCUGCCUCUCCGUCUCCAUUUCUUUCCUUUCUUUCUACUCUGCAAUAUUUCUUCCGUUUCUCACACCCAAAGCUUCAACUUUAAUGGAGAAAAUCAGUUUUAACCCGUACAUGCUCAACUCAGAAGCCCCUAUUCUUUGCCCACGCGCCUCUUCUUCUUCGAGUGUUGAUGGGGAAAUGCCGAGAAAUGAGGAUCAAGAAACUCACGUUUUGCCCUUGGCGGAAGAUGGAAACGAAGAUUCAUUAGCUGAUUCGAUGGUUUGUUAUUCUGGUUUGAGAUUAGUCACCACUGGCUUCACAAAUCCUAGCUGUACAGAUGAAAUUCUUCAUUUUGUCAACGCUGGAGCAAUAUCCCCUGUUGCAUCGGAAUCCGGAAUUAACUUUCUGGAAGACAAAUAUUUUGAAGGUGGAGAUGCAUUUCAAACAGAGGAAUUCAUAACUGAUGGUGGAGAUGCUCCAUUCAUUUACCAGUCGGCGCGAUUAGGAGAUUUCUGCUAUCGCAUAGACGAUCUCCACCCCGGAGACUAUAUUGUCGAUCUUCACUUUGCGGAAAUAAUCAACACAUUCGGGCCGAAAGGGAUGCGAGUGUUUAAUGUGUAUCUGCAGGAUGAAAAGAUAUUAUCCGAUCUUGAUAUAUUCUCGAUUGUUGGAUCCAACAAACCUUUGCAAUUGGUCGGUGCCAGAGUUUCGAUCAAACAAGAUGGUGUUCUUGUUUUAAGGUUUGAAGGGAUUAUUGGAAGCCCGAUACUUAGUGGAAUCUGUGUUCGAAGACCUACCAAGAUGUUGGCACCUCAGGUGAAUCAGGAACAUUUUGUCUGUAAGAACUGUUCUACAGAGAUGGAGUAUCCUUCAGCUCAGAAAAAAGUGCUGAGAACAAAAUUGGUAGAUAAAUAUGAGAAAAACAUACAAGACUUGAAAGAUCUGUUGCAGAGGAAGACAGACGAGUGCUAUCAAUCAUGGAUGUCUUGGACUUCUGCUAAUGAGCAGCUGCAGAAGGUCAGGAUGGAACUCGACAACAAAACUUUCCAAACAUAUUCCCUUGAUCAAGCUCUAGGAAAACAACGCGACGAACUGAAAAAUAUAUCAAGCAAGUAUCAUCGUGAACAAAAGUUGUGGACAGCAGCAAUCAACAAUUUAGAGCAGAAAGUAAAGGGAAUGAAAAGGGAUCACUCUCAGCUUUCUCAGGAAGCACAUGAAUGCGUCGCCUCCAUUCCUGACUUGACUAAAAUGGUAUCAGCUGUUCAGACACUCGUUGAACAGUGUGAGGAUCUCAAAUUGAAAUACAAUGAGGAGCAAGUGAAAAGACGGAAGCUAUUUAAUGAAGUUCAGGAAGCCAAAGGAAACAUCAGGGUGUUUUGCCGGUGUCGUCCACUGAGCAAGCGUGAGGUCGGGGCAGGCUGUGACUCUGUGGUGGAUUUCGAUGCAGCCAAGGAUGGAGAGCUAGGAAUUCUGAACAAUGGCUCUACAAAAAGGACUUUCAAAUUUGACCGUGUUUACACACCAAAAGAUGAUCAAGUUGAUGUGUUUGCUGAUGCCGCACCAAUGGUGGUAUCAGUGCUGGAUGGAUACAAUGUUUGUAUAUUUGCUUACGGACAAACCGGAACAGGCAAGACGUUCACGAUGGAGGGCUCUGAGGCGAAUAGGGGAGUCAAUUACCGGACAGUGGAAGAAUUAUUCAAAAUAUCCAAGGAGCGGAGUGAUAGUCACAAGUAUGACAUUUCUGUCAGUGUGCUUGAAGUCUACAACGAACAGAUACGGGACUUGCUCGCUGUAGAGACCUCCAAGAAGUUGGAGAUAAAACAAGCUUCAGAAGGAUGCCAUCAUAUUCCUGGAAUUGUCGAAGCCAAAGUGGAAAACAUUCAGCAAGUAUGGAAUGUUCUUCAGGCAGGAAGCAGCGCCCGAUCCGUUGGAUCAAAUAAUGUGAAUGAGCACAGUAGUCGAUCUCACUGCAUGCUUUGCAUUAUGGUAAGAGCAAAGAACUUGAUCACCGGAGAUUGCACCAGAAGCAAGCUUUGGCUUGUGGAUUUAGCCGGAAGCGAGAGGCUUGCGAAGACGGAUGUGCAAGGAGACCGUCUUAAAGAGGCUCAGAAUAUCAAUAGAUCGCUCUCAGCUCUUGGAGAUGUGAUAUCUGCUCUAGCAAAUAAAAGUAGCCACAUACCAUACAGGAACUCCAAAUUAACUCAUCUACUACAGGACUCAUUAGGUGGUGACUCGAAAACAUUAAUGUUUGUGCAAAUCAGUCCUUCCGAUCAAGACUUGAGCGAAACACUGAGUUCAUUAAACUUUGCAACCCGAGUCAGAGGAGUUGAAUUAGGCCCUGCUAGAAAACAGAUCGAUACAAGUGAGAUUCAAAGGACAAAGACAUUGCUCGACAAGGCGAGGCAGGAAUUGAGGUUGAAAGAUGAAUCCAUGAAAAGGCUUGAAGAGAGCUUGCAUAAUCUAGAAAGCAAGGCCAAAGGGAAGGAUCAGAUUUACAAAAACCAACUCGAUAAAAUAAAGGAGCUUGAAGGCCAACUCGAACAAAAAUCUUCGGUGUAUGGUCAAACCGAGAAGCAGAUUCUACAUCUUUCAGAGAAAUUGAAAGGGAAGGAAGAAUGUUGCUCCAAGCUUCAACAGAAGGUAAUUGAACUAGAGAACAUGCUCAAACAGCAAGAAGAACUUCAAACGACGACUUACAAAAAGAAGAUUAGUGAUCUCGAAAGCCAGCUUAAGGAGCAAGCCGAACAGUCGGAAUACAGCUCUCUAACUCUCCAACGACAGGUGAAAGAGCUCGAAAGAAGGUUGAAAGAACACGAAGAAAAUGAAGAGGUGAAGUCUCUUCGCCAAAAGAUUUCCGAACUUGAAGACAAGCUGAGAGAGCAAGAAACACAACUCGUCUCAACAAUAACAACCACAGACUCUACAUAUUCGUUGAAAUCAUCAACCCCCAUGGAAGGAAAGAAGUCGUCAAAAGAGGAGCUGGCGAAUGAGUCCGAGCACCGUAUCCUCAGAAGUUCAAAUUCAGUAAAUCGCCAAAUUAACCAUGUCCCGGUUUCAUUAAAGGAGCACGAGGCAGGGAGGAAGAAGAGAUUUUCGAGCAGCAAUGAAGUCGAGAACAAAGCUGUAGUUCCAACUCCAGUGAGCAACAACAGAGGAAGCAGACAUUCGGAUCCACCUAAGCCGGGCCCUCCCAGAGUCUCGAGAACUUACAAGCCGGCACUCGCUGCACCAAAACAGCCGGUGGUUCGGAGCAAAGUCAACCGCGACCAUCCGGAAAAUGGAAUCAAAGAAAGGGAAAGCAAGAAAAGGAUGUGGACAAGGUAAGUAAGUAUUUGAAUUGAAACAUAAGUGAUUUCGUGCUGCAUAUGUUAUGUAUUCUUCUUCAACUUUUAACUAACUUGAUUUGUUGUACUCUGUGAUUUCUAUAUGACCUUUGUUUGAAUGAAUGUUAAC
Messenger RNA from Andrographis paniculata, 3479 nucleotides. Its product is annotated as kinesin-like protein KIN-14R. The coding region runs from base 132 to 3350 and encodes 1072 amino acids. Gene Ontology annotation, biological process: microtubule-based movement. The transcript is spliced from 19 exons. Gene Ontology annotation, molecular function: microtubule binding; microtubule motor activity; ATP binding. The record is from RefSeq and is a predicted model, not a curated record. NCBI's taxonomy places the organism in Eukaryota, Viridiplantae, Streptophyta, Magnoliopsida, Lamiales, Acanthaceae.